Messenger RNA from Paramuricea clavata, 7397 nucleotides. Lineage: Eukaryota; Metazoa; Cnidaria; Anthozoa; Malacalcyonacea; Plexauridae. The record is from the annotation of a GenBank genome assembly.
CUAGGUGCCAAGUCCGAAGUGGUUCGAAGUCGUGCCCAUUUCAAACGUUAUCAAUCUCAUCUUUAAUAUGUCGCGGUGAUGUUGAAUGUUUUGUGUUGAUAUUGCAUUCACUCAAUGUUAUAUUUUGAAAAAUAUCUCCUAAAAAAUAUAAAUUGGAAAGAAAGUGACCUAGUUCAUAAUAAUAUCGACGUUUAUAAAUUCGAUCAACUGGAGUUCGAAAGCGACUGCCGUUGUGGGCGCUGUUUCAUAAAAUUAAAUAGCGAGUGUCAUCCGUGUCGAAUUGUUUGUACAGCAUGAUGUUCAUUUGCUCUAAAAUAACUCGUUACGAAGUAUUAUUUAUUGUAGCUCUGGGGCUAUUUACCCACGUUUCGUGUCAAUUUCCAAGUAAGUUUUUUAUAUCUUUGUUGAAAAUUCAAAUAGUAUAACUGCAAAGCCAUUUCCUAUGACAAAAUGCAUUUAGUUGUACAGGUUUUAGAUUUUAAAUCCAUUGGUUGGAUCUUCCCUUAAUGAUUGAAAUCGUCUGACAUUUAAAGAGGGAUUACAAAGAUAAUGUAUACGCAGUACAUGUGCUAUUUAAACUUGACAAUGUGCUACUGGAUCUACUGCUAUGUCACACUUUUUUUUUACUUAUUUCUAAAUAUUAUAUGUCAAAUCACGAUAAAUUACAAAGACGAAUAUAAAGUGAGGUCGAAAUUUUCGUGAGCCUUGUUUCUCGGGUCAGAAAAAAUGAUAAAGACUAUAAUAGUAUUUACUUUCACAUACGGCAACAACACAUUGGUUCAUUGGGCAUUCACUAUCACUUAUAAAUAAAAUAUGGGCCGGUUGUUCAAUGCUGGACUAGCGCUAACCCUAGGUUAAAAUUUAGCCUCCUGUUUUAGUUUGUGUAUUUCUACACGUCUGUUUAUUUCAAAACGUCAGAGAGAAAACUCCUAUCGAUCCAGACAAGAUCUCUGAAGAAAUAUUUCCAAAUUUAUAGACAAGCUGUCAGGAAGUUUGCUUUGAAUUUCAGGUUAACCUAGUGUUAAGCUAAUCCAGCUUUGAACAACUGGCCCCAGACGUUUUUGUUGUGUUAUAAAUUGUGUUCACCCUUCAAUCUACCAGCAUUUGUGGCCAGUUGAUAUCUCAAGUGACCACACAUGAACAAUAAAAACAAACAAAUUGAUUAAAUAUAUUGAAGCUAUUAUCCUUUUACCUGUAUUGGGCAUAUAUAAGCCCCCCUCCCCCCAGAUAUAGCUAUUAAUAGUUGAGUUGGACAAAUACCAUAUAGUAACUUCCUAUCUAUGUUCCAUAUUUGAAAAAAUGGGCGGUAAAUUUGAAACAAACUUUGUAACAAACUUUGUUGAUGAACUUGGCGAAUUUGGUGAAUGCCAAUGUUAGUUUAUAUUAGAAAUUUGGACACAGACAAAUUAUAAAACUUGUAAACAAAUUGAAAAACUCAAUAAUUUAUGAAUCCCUUUUCACAUCAAAGUGUGUGUUACCUGUCCUGUUAGAGAGCGCAUUGUAGAUUUGUGGCAAUGGAAACUGGAAGGGAAAUUCAAAGAAGAACUGAAGGCAAUGUAAAUGCAUGUGAGCAUGAAGCGACUUAGAGGUUUCAAACUUCAUUAACUGAUGAUGUUGUAACAUAUAUUGAAUUUUGUAAAGCAACAAAGCCAAGUACCUUAAUUACACUGCUGAAAUUCAAACAGCUUUAACAGAAAAUAGAGUUUGUUUACCAGAAAACGUUUCAUGCCAUCUCCAUUACUACAUCUCCAUUAUGUCAGGGCUUUCAGAAUUAUACUGAGUAGGUGUCUGUUUUUAUAAAGUAGGCGGCUGUUGGGAGGGGGCGGUCUAGGGGGUCUUAAAGUCAUCCAAAUUAACUAGUGUAAAUUGAUUAGAUAGCACCACAGCUGAGCUCUGUAACCAAAUUAUAAUUUAUCAUUACUUUCAUUCUUCAACAAGUUCAACCAGGUAACUUCAAGAUUUAAGAUGGCAAAUAACUAAAUCAGUUUUACGAAAUAGUACAUCGUUUUCGAAAAUAACCAGGCUAUAAAGUAGACCAGAUUGACAAAAAAUAACUUUGUUUGAAAGCUUAGAGUGAAGGAAGGAGAGCAGAAUUGAUAUUGCAAGUACUAAACAAGUAACCGGCUGUAAACCUCGUAGCACCUGCCGGAGCUCUGGCAACCGCCAGCUUAUUUUGAAAGUCCUGUAUGUGUCACCCAAACUGACAUAAAUGAAAGACGAAACAUGAAAUAGAUGAAUAUCAUGAUAUCUGCGACAUAAACCAUAAAAAUACGACGUUUAAAACUGUCAAACUAUUAUUAUUAAAUAAUACAUCUAAAGUUUUGAAAACUGUAUCAAGCCACCUUAAGUGGCAGUUUAAGCAUGAUUACUAGGCUUAUAAUUUUAAUGACUCUGCUUGAGUAUAGAAAAGCAUCUAUAAAUAUUGCUUUUAUUGCUUUAUUUAUCUAUUGCUUUUUAGUUUGUUGGCCAUGCUUGGACUAAAGCAUGGUUAUUACAAAUGCAACUGAUCUCAAAUGUAUACUUUGCAAAACUGAAAUUGAACAAGUAUUACUUCUAUGUGAUGAAGUUCAAACUACAGUAGAGUAGGAGUAGGCAAGAAAUGUGGGACUAUACUUCCACCUAAAGUAGUUCUAAGGUUGGAUCGUUGCAGUCUGCAACAGACAGCAGCCAUAAUUAUGUGUCGAUCCUGAUAAUGCGUCCUCCAUAUUUGUUGUCAAAAUAUAGCCUAAUUUGACCCAUAAAGAGCGUGAAUGACAUAACAGGUCUAUUAGCUCUGCAUACAAGAUUGAACAUAAGCAGGAUAAGGAUGCAAGUAAUGCAACUAUGCUAUCAUUGCUAAUCCUUCCUAAUGGAUGACAAUGAUGAUCACAAUGAUAAUUCAGUUAUAGGAAAGUUGAGUUAAUUAAACUGACAAAACUAUAAUUAUACAGUAAUACUAAUAUGAAUAUAUUUUGGCUCAUAAAAUGGCUCUUAUAUAUGUAUACUGUAUGUACAUUGAAUAAUACUAAUAAUAGUGUCUAUACUCUUUUUUAUUAGAUUUUAUAGUUCGAGAAAUUGGCUCAUCCAUCAACUUCACAUGUCCUGAUGAUUUAACCAACAACCACACAUAUAAAUUUUCUGCUCUAAAAAAGCAGGCAACACCUGAGUUGAUAACACCUGGUGCAAGGAUCAAACUACUUGGACCUAUCUUGAUGAUUGUAGACCUGGAGUGGGAUGAUAACGGACAAUACUUUUGUUCUAUUUACAAUUCAAAUGGCAAUCAGAUAGGAAAUACAAAAUCUCUUGCUAUACUCAGUCUUAAAACAGGUAUUUAUAUGUUUCCUGCCACAGGUUCGAUCCCUGCCAGGGACUUAAAGUUGCAUUUUUCACAUCUGUUCCUGGUUAGGCAGGGUGCGAUAAUUCGCGUACCAACGUACUGGCGGUACGCCAAAUUUAUGGUCUGGUACUUCUUUGUUUUUAGGCAAGUACCAGGUAGGUACGCGGAAAUUUACUAUUCGCGUACUUACAUUUUCCUUCUAGCAAUAACUAGCAGACCUGCCAAAGUAUUCAAAACUGUAAAGAACUUUAGCUGUACAUGUAAAUUUCACGCAUCCGACAUAUUUUGGGAUGAAAAAAGCCAAAAGGUUAUCUUUGCGCUUGAUCAAAAAAUUUAUCGUCAUUGUCCGACUGAAAAAAAUCGCUGGGGUGAGCGAUUUUAAAACCGUUAUCGUCAAACGCCGAUAAUUUUAUCGUUUUCGUUGUAAUGUGGACACCAACAUAAUUUUUUACGAAUCAUCGCGUGCUUACAAGUUACAAGUAAUUGUCAAUGCUAUUACCAAGGUCUAAAAAAAAUACCUGCGGUUUCCCGACCGACCCUAUUUUUUUCUGCCCACCCUACUAUUUUUUUCAACACGAUUGACCGUGCGACGUUUUUUGAGGCCCAAUGAGGAAAACUACACUGUAUCAUAGAUAUCUUAUAUAAACUAGAUAGCGCAUCUCUUUUAAUAAAAUUGAAGCCAAGAAUAUUCCAGCGGUUACCCCCAUUUGAAUAGAUGGCGGCCAUGUUGGAGUUUCCCACUCGCUAAUAAACGCUUAAAAAACAACAAUAACUUUCAUCAUUUGAAUAGUUUGAAAAUGUAUUUGGAAUAGGUUUAACUUAAUAUUUAAGUUCCCUGUUUAAGAAAUAGAAAACAUAUGAGUCUUCUCAUUUCAUGGGAAUAUCCUGAGUCUGCAAUCACGGCUUCAAUUUUUGAAUUGCAGAAUAAUUUGAUGCACUAUCUAGUGUAUAUAAGAUAUCUAUGCACUGUAUGUAGCUGAGGUCAGACUGUUAGCACCAUCGGUAAAUCCACUGUAAAUGAGCCAUGGCAUUCGAGUCACAACGUCAAGGCUUAUGUUGUACAAAUACCAUAAUUAAAGAUUCAUUUGUACAAAAUUGCACAUACAUUUUUUGCUUUUGGACCAGUAAACUAUAUACAUAGCUAUAAAAACCAUGACUCGGAAGUAGUCUUAGGUACGUCUUGACUCUCAAGUCUGUACCAGAUCAGGUACGCGGCAAAAGUUGUCAGAGUACCAGUCAGGUACGGCUAAAAAUAUUGAAUUAUCGCACCCUGGGUUAGGUCUAAUAAAUAUAUAUAAAUUUCCACUCAAUAAUGUCCAUCUACAACACCCUUCAACAGCAUUAUUCAAUCGAGUGAGAUGCCAGCAAAAUCUUGAUAUAUAGUAGAACCCUAUCACAGUGUUUUACAGUACAAUAUACCUACCAACAGUACAUUAGGACCAGGCAUAAAGUAUGGGGGGGGGGGGGCUGGAGAAAUCAAAUCUUCAACUGUAUAUUUUUCCUUGGCCCACCCCUGGAAUAAGGCUUAAUUAUCAAUGGCCCACCCUUUAAAGUCUUGCACAAAAUUUAAUGACCCACCCUUUGUUAAAGACAACAACAGGCCGGAAACUCGUCACUUUCUAUUGGUGAUAUUUUUUACGCCUUUCAAAUUCAAUUUCAGUUUCAUACAUGAUUUAUUGCUUGGAAAACACCAAAACUUUACAUAUGACUCUUUUAUAAUAUAGUAAAAUCAAACCUGCAGAGUGUAAUCAUUAAGUUUUAACCCUUACGGAUCACUUAUUAUUGUCAAACUUACCAUUUGCUCUGUACUUCAAAAUUAACUGAAAAGAUCUUUCUACCUUUCAUUUUUGUUCUGUGUAAUUUGUUAUUCUCAAUAACUUCGUAAUAAUUUGUCUUUCCCUUGGUCUCAUCCUUCUCCUCUGCAAAUUCUACCUAUAACCCCCUUAAAAAACCCUGCUGGAGAAGAUUGUUAGGCGGAAACGCGUACAGGGUUGCAUUUCCUACUCUUUUUCAAUCUCUCGCCUUUAUCGGUAACCGAUCGUUUCUCCAACGAGUCGUUUCGUCAACUGUCAGUUCGCCAACGUUCUUAUGUCAGUUCGUCAACGCAACGUUUAAUCAUGGAUGAUUUAGAAGUAUUUUACAAUCCAUGGUUUAAUAGUUCACGUCUUUAUGAUGUGAAACCAUGAAACGCAAACAAUGUUUGUAGAAAAUAUGUUGGAACGUUGGUGAUCAAAAGCGUCACUAGCCGUGACUAAUUACCGUCGGUGGGUGUCUUUGGUUAUUCUUCUAUGCUCUAUUGUGGAAUUUUGUUUGUGCAGAGUAUGGUUAAUCUUUGUAUUGUUUGACGCUUAGUUUGAAAGCUCGAUCUUCAGUUGUGUUUACUUUCACACAUUUCGACAUUUCGUGAGUUUAAGCCCCUAUAAAAAAUUACUUGUUUAUACCUGUAGAUACAUUCAACACCUAUCUUAGCAGAGCUUGUGAUCUAUUCGACAAUGUCGACAAUUUACUAUUCGACAAUUUACGGACCAUUCCAUCGUUUUCUACGAACUUAACGCUAGUUUCCAAGAUUCCAGCAAAAACUCCAGUUGCAACUAAAGAUUCCAGCAAAAACUCGUAGAUGUAUACGACUACAGAAAAGGAGACUUCGAAGGCUUGCGUUCUGCGUUGUCGGCCAAGAACUUGUGUUCAAAUCUAGAACACGAUGAUAUAAACAUUGACUGGCAAAGUUGGAAAAAUAGCUUUCUCCAAACGGUGUCAAAGUACGUUCCACGUAAGAAAAUAAAAGGAAUCCUUUGCCUUAGAUUAUAGGGAACAUCUUAAACGGUUAAACCUUAUAAACAAAAAUAACACUGUUCGAAGGAAAUUGAAAUCAUGCCCGACCAUGCAGUCAUUUGGCGCAGAAAACAGAAAUUCAAAGAACUGCGUACAGCUGUCAAGAAUAUGCUCCGAGAGAGCCGGGAAAACUGCUUUAAAAUCCAAAACGCCUUUGGUCAAGAGUAAAGAACAAAUCGAAGUCGCGCAACAUUCCAAACGCUGUUUCCUCUGCGGUAAACUCAGGUACGAACCAAGACCGGCGAGAUUCAGCGCAGAUAAGCCAACUGAUAUUGCCAACAUGUUCAACAGCUGCUUCACGUCAGUAUAUACAUCAGCUGACAAUUACGAGGACACAGCUGAUCAUGAGCAAGCUAAACCUGCAGUAAUGACAGACCUCGCCCUCUCAGUUGAGAAAGUGCAAGCAGUACUUGGAUCUCUUGACUGUACGAAAGCUACUAGACCUGAUGGCAUUCCCGCGCGUUUACUAAACAAGACAGCUUCCGUGAUUUCACCAUCUCUGUGUAAGCUAGAACGCUGCGUUUUCUUUAACAUCAAAGACUGUUCCAGCUGAUCCAGAAACUGCAACAUGGAUUUAUUUCUGGUAAAUCAUGUGCAGGUUACUAACCUCUUGGAAGUCCUGGACUACACCGGCUCGGAAUUAGAUAAUGGUGGUCAAGUAGAUGCUAUUUAUCUGGACCUGUCUAAGGCUUUUGACAAAGUCAGUCACUCGAGACUCAAACAUGCGCAUGGCUGGAUUUGGCGGCAACUCAUCCAAUGGUUCGACUCCUACCUCACGAAUCGCCAACAACGUGUAGCUGUACUUGGAGCAACUUCUACCACCCUCCCAGUUACUUCAGGUGGUCCUCAAGGCUGCAUACUUGGUCCUGUCCUCUUUGCCCUGUAUGUCAACGAUCUUCCUGAUGCUGUGAAAUUCAGUCAAGUUGCAAUGUUCGCAGACGACACAAAACUGUUUUCAAUCAUCACAACUGAGAAUGACUGCGAACACCUACAAAAUGACCUGCACAACCUACGAGUUUGGUCGUCAGAGUCUGGCCCCUCGUUCAACGACAAGAAGUGCAAAGUCCAACACAUUACCAGAAAAUUCACGCCACUAACAACAACGUACAAACUAUCGUCAAAUUUAGAACAAAUUGAGUGUUGGUCCAGAAUUACUUCACCUGGAACAAACAAGUUUAUGAUCAGUUGGCGAAAGCAAAUAAGUUACUGGGCUAUAUCACUCCGGAAGGUCAACGUUAUACAUCCAUAA